Messenger RNA from Girardinichthys multiradiatus, 2061 nucleotides. RefSeq names its product keratinocyte differentiation factor 1a (gene kdf1a). Gene Ontology annotation, biological process: regulation of epidermal cell division; keratinocyte development. Lineage: Eukaryota; Metazoa; Chordata; Actinopteri; Cyprinodontiformes; Goodeidae. Gene Ontology annotation, cellular component: cell junction. Bases 311 to 1507 code for a protein of 398 amino acids. The record is from RefSeq and is a predicted model, not a curated record. The transcript is spliced from 4 exons.
AGCCAAGUACUCGGAUACGCUCGGCAGCUCGGGGGUCUCGGUUUUUUUCUUUUUACCAGAAGAGACGACACGGAUGUGCUGGCUGGUGACGUUCAGUAACGGCGCCGGACUCCGGGCUUCGACUUUGCCGAGUUUCUCGCUUGUUGGAUGUAACAAAAAUUCACCUGGAAGUCCGCGGUUCUGUCGACGCACCGUCGCUGUUUAAGGCGCUAGCAGCAGGAGCUGCGUCGGUGCGAGACUUCCGCGGUUCUCUCGGUAGGGAGUACAACCACAACUGUUUCUUCUUAUGCGGUCCCAGGUGUUUUGAGCCAUGCCUGGCAACAGCUCAGGGGCUCCACAGACGUCCCGCCACUACAAGCACCAUAACUCCAGCUCCAAAGCGGACAAGUAUAGACAAAGUCAAACUAUAUACAGAGAGAGCACGGUCAAACAUGACCUCAAGGAUCUUCAUCUUCAUAGGGAACAUCUAUGCGAGCACCACAAUGACCACCCUCAGUAUUCAGAGAACAAGAACGGCCGCAGCAGAGGACACCCACAAAAUGGCACAGCCCGGAACUCCGAGACUAUAGGAUUUAUUCCAGGGUCGGCCGACAGCACACCGGCCAGCAGGCCUACAUGUGGCUCCUGCGCCUCUAUGGGGUGGAGUGGCUGCAAAGCCCUCAUCUGCUGUGUGCUCACCUGUGGAUUUUAUGGCAGCCGAGAGCCCUGUCUGCCUGUUAAUGAGAGCUCAACAGACUACCCACCCAAAGCAGGCAGCGAGACUUCUAAUGGCAAGGCUCUUGCCAACCCAACCUGUGGGGUCUCUGUGGAAUCCAGCAGGCCCACCAAAACUACCAAGUUACCCCCAAGCGAAAGCUUCCGUUACCAAGAUGUUCGUUUUAGAGGUGAGAUAGUAAAUUAUCCAGUUAAUGCCUCCAAACGGACCCGUCCGCCCGCAAAAGGGGAAAGCCAGAGACCGAUUAGCAACACCAGCCUGUUGUCUGACUGCUACGAUCUGGACGAUCCGUGCGAUAGCACAGAUGUUGACUCUCUUAUCACCAAGAAGCUCUUGGAGCUUUACGCCCUCCAUCAGAUCGAAGAGCUCGCCAAGUGCACAUCUGAUUCCUCAUUCUUCCGCAAGACGAAUGAGAUCAGCGAGCUUAUCUACAACAUUGCCCAGAACUACAAUCUGGAGGAGCAGGAGGCCGAGUGCAAGCUGGUACAUGGAGUCAUCCGCAUCAGCACGCGAAAAGCCAAGAAGAAGGCCAGCCAUCAGUCAGCAGGGCAGCGUCCUAACGGCAGGAACGAUGGGACUCUGCCUGAUAGUGGCAACGAAACCAUGACCCAAACCUUCAUGAGCAGUGAUUAUCCAGAGGUGAAAGUGUCCGAGCAAACGCCAUCAGACGAGCUUGCGAGGAAAAUGAGGCAGUACAGCUCAAGAACAUAUUCCUCCAGCACUGCCACAACCUACUCUCCCUACCAGCAUGACACUGGAACACACUCCUCAGGAGCCCCUCUGCUUAUUUGAAACGCUACCCAGAGUCUAAAAUGUUUAUCUACUGACCAAUCAUGUAGCCUCUUUUCAUUUAUACUGUUACUGAACAGAGCACCUUUAUCCUAGAUGGGUAUAGUUCUCUUUUUAGUGGUCAAAAUAUAUAUAUAUAUAUUUUUUACGUUUUCUAACAAGUGACCAACAGAGGAGCUUUUUUAUUUUUUUUUGUUAUUUCCAUGGCAAAGAGAUGUAAGAUUUUAUAAACACAGUGUUUUAGGUUUAGAAAGAGACCAUGUAAAGUCUUAGCAGUCCGGAGGCCAGAUGAUCGAGGAGAGAACAGUCCUCAUUCUUUUCUUUAUUUUUGUUUUUACAACAUGUCUUUUUCAGCAUGUACAGCUUGAUGUCUCCUACCAUUUCUCCAGACUGCUGAGGCACAUUUUGGUUUUCACACCCACAGACGGUAUUGUAAGAAGCCAUACUUUGAUGUACAUAAUGACUCAAUGUUACUUUGUACCUUUUUGGAUUAAUCUUUUUAUACUAUACAGUGUGUCAUGUUUUUGACAAAAUAAAAGUUUCAGUGCUUGUUUUUA